Molecule: messenger RNA, 2364 nt
Organism: Cyprinus carpio (common carp)
Lineage: Eukaryota; Metazoa; Chordata; Actinopteri; Cypriniformes; Cyprinidae
Gene: hacd1
Product: very-long-chain (3R)-3-hydroxyacyl-CoA dehydratase 1-like
Exons: 5
Coding region: 30-716 (228 amino acids)
Biological process (GO): very long-chain fatty acid biosynthetic process; sphingolipid biosynthetic process; fatty acid elongation
Cellular component (GO): endoplasmic reticulum membrane
Molecular function (GO): 3-hydroxyacyl-CoA dehydratase activity
Source: RefSeq, a predicted model, not a curated record
UGACUCCUCCAAAAGGGUCCCAUGGAAGGAUGACCAGCCCCCGCCGACAGCUGUGCUGGCGCAAUGUUUUUGUGACUUUCGUAGUCUGUACCGGUACCAUGGCGUCUGGCGAGGAGGACGGAACUGUUGAGGAGAAAGAAACCAACAACAAGAAGCGGACGAAAGGUGCCAUCGCAACGGCAUGGCUCACGUUCUACAAUAUCGCCAUGACAGCUGGGUGGCUUGUAUUGGCUGUUGCCAUGGUCCGGUAUUACCUUCAGAAAGGCACCCAUAAAGGCUUGUACAGAAAUAUAGCCAGGACACUUAAAUUUUUCCAGACAUUUGCACUGCUAGAGGUUGGACACUGUGCUAUUGGAAUUGUGCGGACAUCUGUAAUUGUGACUGGGGUCCAAGUAUGUUCUCGGAUAUUCAUGGUUUGGUUUGUUACAAACAGCAUCAGACAGAAUGAGGAGAGUGUGAUCUUGUUCGUAGUAGUUUGGACGAUUACAGAGAUCACUCGCUACUCUUUCUACACUUUCAACUUGCUCAAUCAUCUGCCAUAUUUCAUCAAGUGGGCCAGGUACAAAUGUGGCAUGUCACUAAAUUUAAUUUCCCAACAGCAGAAUUGCAUGGCUUGGUUUCACUUGUUUACUCUGCAUGGUGUGGUUUCAACAUGUCUUAUUUUUUUGCAGUACAUUUCUCCACAAAAUCCAUCUCUACAAGUGCUGCGCAUUUGAAAAUGCAACACAUACCAGCAAUUUUCCACCAAUAUAAUAGCCCUUUGAGUCACACAGCCAUAAAUCACUAUCAGUAUUGUAAUAUUGUAAUUUUACAGUAGUAUUGCUAAAUUUAUAGUUAUUAUUUGAUUCCAGGUACUACUAGUACUUUUUUGCCAUCCAGCUGGUCCUGUUGCAAGAGGAUAGUGAUGACCAGAGCAGUGGUUUUUAGGGGUUCAAGCACAUAGCACUGAAACCCUAUUAUAAUUGUUAGAAUGUCUACCAAGUGACAAAGUGAAAGUCGUGAGAUUUGCCAAGUAUGGUAACCCAUACUCGGAAUUGGUGCUCUGCAUUUAACCCAUCCAAAUGCACACACACUGUAAACACACACCCGGAGCAGUGGGCAGCUAUUUGCUCCAGCACCUGGGGAGCAAUUGGGGGUUCAGUGCCUUGCUCAAGGGCACUUCAGCAAUGGGUAUUAAGCACUGUUCAUUCACUCCCCCCACUACAAGUCCAACUCUCUAACCAUUAGGCCACAGCUGCCCCAAGGCUCACCCCAAUUGGCCUGACCAGGGCACUGCAGCAAUCAAAAGUAUGAAAACACUCAUAACUCAGUUGCAGGCUCAAAUGUCUUAUGUCAUUGGAACCCAUGGCUCACGCCAGACAAAACGGACAUCUCAGAUCUUCAAGUAUUUUAAUGUUUUUAAAAAACAUGCUUUUGCGAACUAGUCCUAGUUUUUCAUCUGAUAGGAACCUAAACAGUGCAGAAAGAUUCUCUGGUGACUGAAUAUCAAUAAUCAAUAAUAAAAAUGGCUAUAACUGUUCAACCAUUUGUCCUAUCAACAUGAAAAUCGAUGUGCACCGUCUUGGUCCAAAGUGCCACAAGUGAUUAUAAGGACAUUUGCGUAUCUCAAAAAACAUGGCUGCCUUUGGUAGAUGAACUUUGAGCACCUAUAGGACAAGGUUAACGGAGGCCAAUUGGAACAAAACUUGGUUGGCCUGUUUCUCAGGUAUGUGCGAUAUCGUCAUAAACAUAAAAGAACAUCAUGUUUCUAUGGUAAAUUACCUGGAUUUGCCAAUCAUUUUAAAUCAUUAAUUUAGGUGGUUACAAACUUACUAAACAAUAUGUAAUGUCUUUUUAUAUAUAUGUAUUUAAAUUCCUUAAAGCGCUUGAACACUGGUAAUUGCUUCUUGUAGCUUUAUUUAUACUCUUCCUUGUUAAAUAAGAUUUGGUUGAGGGGAUCACCUAAUAAGUACUUCAUUAAGAAAAAUGAGGUGUGCCUGUGUUGGAAUUCAACAGACACUGGAAUAGAAUUGUUGCCACACAUGUAGAGUAGGGCUGGUCCGAAUACAAUUUUUUGAGCUUCAAAGCUUAAUCAACACCAAAUAUUUGAAACUUCGGAGGGAGGGGCUGAACAUAUUCUUCUCUGUAAUAAAGGCAGGAAUCUCUGUGUGUCUGUCUGUCUGUUUGCAUUUUUAUCAUGUCGAGAAGCGUUCAUCCAAUCGACUUAACACGUGGCUGGUGUGUUGCUGUGGACCCAAAGAAGUGCAGUGCCGAUUUUUGGUGCAAUAUGGACAAGUUCAGAAUUAAAAAACUUUUAAUAAACUACAGAACAGCGCGAGAUGGAAGCAGCGUGCCUCACGCGGGCAGGGCUUAUAUGCUCCGUGA